UCAGCUAGGGGGUCGGGCGUGAGAUUAGAAGUUACGCGGGGUUGUGGGGUGUCCGGGAGCUUAAGGCGCCGCGCUUUCUCUUUGGCGUUCGCCGCUGAACGUCUUGUGUCCUUUCCGCCCUUUCGGGCAGGGGGAAAGCAGAGCUUUUUCACGAGCUGGGGACCGUGAAGGAGAAGGGAGCCAACGGUGGACUCUGGAGCGCCUGAGGGCAGGACUGCGGCCCGGAAGAGGGGAGGAGAAGAGAGGGUUCCCGUAGGCAGGGUCCGCACGCGCUGGGAUCAGGGCUGGUCCCGAGAAGGGCCUGGGGCGGUCGCGCUAUGUUCGGGGCCCGGUGCCUGCUCCGAUUCCUGCGCUCCUGUUCCUCGGCUCCUUGCCCAAAGCACAAACCUUCAGUCAAACUGAGCGUGCGGGACGCUCUCGGGGACCAGAACGCAAGUGGGGAGCGCGUUAAGGUCCAGGGAUGGAUUCGUUCAGUCCGAUCCCAGAAGGAAGUCUUGUUCCUGCAUGUAAAUGAUGGGUCAUCUUUGGAAAGCCUUCAGGUUGUAGCAGAUUCAAGCUUUGACAGUAGACAACUGGCCUUUGGGAGUUCUGUGGAAGUUCAAGGGCAGCUGGUAAAAAGUUUGUCCAAAAGGCAAAAUGUAGAACUGAAGGCAGAAAAAAUUGAAGUUGUUGGAAAUUGUGAUGCCAAGGCUUUCCCUUUUAAAUAUAAAGAGAGGCAUCCUCUGGAGUAUCUCAGACAAUACCCUCACCUUAGGUGUAGGACUAAUGUUCUGGGUUCUAUACUGAGGGUUCGCAGUGAAGCCACAGCUGCUAUCCAUUCUUUCUUUAAGGACAGUGGCUUUGUGCAUAUUCAUACUCCAGUAAUCACAUCCAAUGACUGUGAGGGGGCUGGAGAACUUUUUCAAGUUAAACCUUCAAGCAAAAUAAAGGUACCUGAGGAGAAUUUCUUCAAUGUUCCUGUUUUCUUAACUGUCUCAGGACAACUUCAUCUAGAAGUGAUGUCAGGAGCUUUUACUCAAGUGUUUACCUUUGGUCCAACAUUCCGAGCAGAGAAUUCUCAGAGCCGGAGACACCUGGCAGAGUUUUAUAUGGUAGAAGCAGAGAUUUCUUUUCUUGAGAGCCUUCAAGAUCUCAUGCAGGUUAUGGAGGGCCUCUUCAAGACUACAACAAUGACAGUUCUCUCAAAUUGUCCUGAAGAUGUUGAACUGUGUCACAAAUUCAUAGCUCCUGGCCAAAAGGACAGAUUAGAACAUAUGCUAAAAAACAACUUUCUAAUCAUUUCUUAUACUGAGGCAGUGGAGAUCUUAAAGCAGGCAUCCCAGAACUUCACCUUCACUCUGGAGUGGGGUGCUGAUCUACACACUGAACAUGAAAAGUACCUGGUAAAGCACUGUGGCAACAUACCAGUCUUUGUCAUUAAUUAUCCAUUAGCACUCAAGCCCUUCUACAUGAGAGAUAAUGAAGACAGCCCUCAGCACACAGUUGCUGCUGUUGAUCUUCUGGUUCCUGGAGUUGGAGAACUCUUUGGGGGAAGCCUCAGAGAAGAACGGUACCAUUUCUUAGAGCAGCGAUUGGCCAGGUCAGGACUGACAGAAGCCUACCAAUGGUAUCUGGACCUCCGUCGAUUUGGAUCUGUGCCACAUGGAGGUUUUGGGAUGGGAUUUGAACGCUAUCUGCAGUGCAUCUUGGGAAUUGACAAUAUCAAAGAUGUUAUUCCUUUUCCAAGAUUUACUCAUUCGUGUCUUUUGUAGCUGAAGACUGGUUAAGGAAAAUCACCCUGUGCCAGAGGUACUGCACGUGAAUAUACAUACAGGAGAAUGCAUGUUUGAACUGUAGAAAUACAGACGUUUUCUAUAUGUAAUUUGUCAUGCCAGAAGA
Kogia breviceps (pygmy sperm whale) is the source of this 1878-nucleotide messenger RNA. RefSeq names its product asparaginyl-tRNA synthetase 2, mitochondrial (gene NARS2). Gene Ontology annotation, biological process: asparaginyl-tRNA aminoacylation. Lineage: Eukaryota; Metazoa; Chordata; Mammalia; Artiodactyla; Physeteridae. Gene Ontology annotation, molecular function: nucleic acid binding; ATP binding; asparagine-tRNA ligase activity. Gene Ontology annotation, cellular component: mitochondrion. The record is from RefSeq and is a predicted model, not a curated record.